GCCUCCAACCUCCGGCGCGCCCUCGGCUGCUGCCCGCACCGCGGUCUGGGCGUCGGGCCGUCGGGCCGUCAGGCCACCAGCCCCAGCCCCGAGGACUCCAGCGGCGCGGCGGCCGUCUCCAUGGUUCCCUGGUAGGUCUGCUCUGCAGCCCCCAGGAGACCUGGUACCGUGAUCCGGUAGGGCUGCCGGGCUUGUAGCACAGGGAGGCGCCAGGUGGAACAUGCCUCCAUCACUCAGUGCAUCUCCUGCCGCUGGAGGCUGCACCCACCUGUGCCCAUGGCCAACACGAGCCCGUCACUCUCUGGCGCCUUCAACAUUCUAAGUGCAGCAGGCCAGGGGAAGCUCUUGUAUCUUAAACACAAGCUGAAGACCCUGCGGCUGGGCUGCCAGGGGGCGGACCUCCUGCACGCCAUGGUGCUCCUAAAACUGGGCCAGGAGACAGAGGCCAGGAUCUCCCUGGAGGCACUGAAGGCGGACGCGGUGGCCCAGCUGGUGGCCCGCCAGUGGGCUGGUGUGGACAGCACCGAGACCCCAGAGGAGCCAGCAGACGUGUCCUGGGCCGUUGCCCGGUUGUACCACCUCCUUGUGGAGGAGAAACUGUGCCCUGCCUCUAUGCGGGAGGAGGCCUACAGGGCAGCCCUCCGGGCUUUCCGCUCCAGGGACGACCACCAGCUGGGGGAGCUCCAGGAAGAGGCCCGGGACCGAUGCGGGUGGGACAUCCUUAGGGACUUGGAGGACGUCCAGGCUCUCCGAUCCGAUCUGGGCUGCUCCCGGCUGUCCUCAGCAUUGCCCUCUCCGCCGCGCAGCCAUCCGCGGCCCAUCGAGGACCUUUCUGGCUGGAGCAGAGGGCAUUCCCUGAGGUCCACUGGCAGCCCGGCUUCCCUGGCCAGCAACUUGGAAAUUAGCCAGUCGCCCACCAUGGCGCUCCUCAGCCUGCACCACAGUCCCCAUGGGCCCAGCAAGCUGUGUGACGAGCCCCGGGCCAGUCCGGUUCCCGAGCCUGCCCCUAUGGGCUGCCAGGAACCCGAGGAGAUAAGCUGGCCCCCAUCGGUGGAGGGUGCCAACUCUCCGGUGGAGUCAAACAGCCCAGUCCCCAGGGAUCUCGAGGUGGCGGCAGAUGCAAGCCCCGCUAGCCUGCCUGAAGCCCCCGAAGCUCCAGAAACCAGCACACACUACCCGGUGGAGUGCACAGAAGAGCCCGCAGCCCCCAAAUCUCUCCCUUCGCACUCCAGAAACGCCUCUCCUGACGUCACAGACCAGAAGCCGCCCCUCCACCUUUCAGAAGAAGAUACCACUUACCCCACAGCCCAGCCACACCCACCGACUCCAUCGGUACCACAGACGUCCCCUUCCUUUCCUUCUCCGUCGACCCUUUCUUCAGCUCCCCCGACCGUCUCCAACCCAAGUCCCCCUGCUCCCGAGUUGGAGUUAUCGGAACAGAAAUUCUAUAACUUUGUGGUUCUGCACGCGGGUGCGGACGAACACAUCGCUCUGCGCGUGCGCGAGAAGCUGGAGUCCCUGGGCGUGCGCGAUGGAGCCACCUUCUGCGAGGAUUUCCAGGUACCUGGGCGCGGCCAGCUGCGCUGCCUGCAGGACGCCUUGGACCACUCGGCCUUCACCAUCCUGCUGCUUACCCCCAACUUCGACUGCCGUCUGAGCCAGCACCAGGCAAACCAGUCUCUGAUGAGCAGCCUCACGCGGCCCGGGUGGCAGGACUGCGUGAUCCCCUUCCUGCCCCUGGAGAGUUCCCUGGCCCAGCUCAGCCCCGGCACAUCCAGUCUGCUCAGUAGCCUGGUGUGGCUGGACGAGCACUCCCAGAUCUUCUCUAGGAAGGUGGCCAACACCUUCAAGCCCCAGAAGCUGCGGGCCCGCAAGGCCAAGUGGAGGAAGGAACAGGACGCCCGGGCCCUGCGGGAGCAGAGCCAGCACCUGGAGGGUGAGCGGCAGCAGGCAGCGGCGUGGGGUGCGGCGUGCUCAGCCUACAUCCAUAGCUACCUGUCCUACCAGACGCAGAUGGAGAAGCUUCAUAUGGCUUUCGCGAGCUACAUGCCAUUUGGGGCUCAGCUGCCCUCUGCACCCCCAGCGCCUUUUGGAGAACAGGGGCCCCUGGGAGCCCCACCACCCUUUCCCACCUGGCCUGGCCUUCAGCCACCGCCUGUGUCUCCGUGGCUGGCAGGCAUGCCCCCACCAGCCUUCCCGCAACCUCCUGCCUUCCCGCAGCCUCCUGCCUUCCCACAGCCUCCUGCCUUCCCACAGCCUCCGGCUGCAUCACAGUCCUCCCCUGUGAACCCUCAGAGCCCUGGGGUGCAGCCUCUCAUCAUCCACCAUGCUCAAAUGGUACAACUGGGGCUCAAUAACCACAUGUGGAACCAGAGAGGGACCCAGGCGCCCGAGGACAAGUCACCAGAAACGCAAUGACCAAAUGUCUGGACCCGAUGACUUCAGCCUUGCCUCUCCCCCACCCCCAUCUCCAGGAGGCAGUGGAACAGGGGUCAUCCGCUACUUUCAGGACACUGCUGGGGAGACCUUUGGGUCUCAGGAAAUGGUGCAAAAUGGGCCUCUUGCCUUUCUGGUUCUCCAGGUUGCCAGAACUGGAUGUGAGUUUACACAUUUCUUUCUCUCCUUUUGGAGAGUGGUGGUGGGGAAUGGGCUGGGGGGUAUUAGAAUGGAGUUUUAAUUGUAAUAAAUAUUUAUUGAAUGCUUCA
This is a messenger RNA of Phacochoerus africanus (Common warthog), 2705 nucleotides long. RefSeq names its product TIR domain containing adaptor molecule 1 (gene TICAM1). Lineage: Eukaryota; Metazoa; Chordata; Mammalia; Artiodactyla; Suidae. Gene Ontology annotation, molecular function: protein kinase binding. The transcript is spliced from 2 exons. Gene Ontology annotation, biological process: lipopolysaccharide-mediated signaling pathway; TRIF-dependent toll-like receptor signaling pathway; positive regulation of natural killer cell activation. The coding region runs from base 277 to 2418 and encodes 713 amino acids. The record is from RefSeq and is a predicted model, not a curated record.